AUGGCUGAAUCAUACUCUGACGUCUCCACGAUAGAAGAAACUGAAAAGGUGGAGCCAUGUAUAAUCACAAACACCGUCUAUCCGCCAAGGGCUGUCCGAAAGUAUCACGUCGUUUCUCCACAGUCUGCUACCGCUCCAUCCAUAAUUCAUCAUCUCAACCUUCUCUGGCACGUCGAAGACGAUACAUGUUGGGAUAGCUCGUCGAACGCAGUGUUUCACGCGGCCACGCUUACGUGCAUCAUAAAAAGGCUACAUCAGUUAAAACGCAAGCAGGCCAACGCAUCUUGGUCUUCCGUCUUUCCGAUACGAAAAUCGUAUACGUACACGUUCGUUCCGUUUGCGCUUGAGCACACCGUCAUCCAUCGAGAAAAGGACGAUGGACCGCUAUCGCCGUCAGUUGCACAUCACCCACCAUACGACAAUUUCCCGGCGUUGCAGCACGCCUGCCAUCCUUACUUCGUGAUAUAUUCUGCAAUCCAGGCAUAUGAUGCUCAAGAAGACCUAUCGGACCAACAACUGCAGAGAUACGCUACUCUGCGGUUAGUGUACUCCCUUUGGGAAGAUCUGAAGGGCUUUACGGUAGACGACGAUGCGCUUCCUCCUCUCGCGGAAAAUAUUGCUCUCCCUGUCGCGCAGUCGCCGACUGCCGUGUCUACUGCCGGCCCUGCAGGGGACAAGCCUCCGAGCCGAAUGUCGACUGGGUCGACUGAGAGUAUACCUCGAGCCGACACGCCCCAACUCCCACAAUAUAGACCAUUCAGGGAUCAUGGCAAUGAAGAUCCAUGCGAGGCCUCUUGGACUUACUACUGCCUCAGUCACAUACCUGAAUAUCGUCAUAAGUCCCUGGAGGAAUGGAGGGUCGAGGCCUAUAAUAUCGGAUGCAAGCCUCUCCUUGUCAAUGUUAGACCCAUGCCGCCGUUCGUCGCGUUGGAUCCAAAAGGCACGCCUCCACCUCCGGUGUCCAAUCUUCACUGCCAAAAUCAGAGGCAACACUCUCAGGUGGCUUAUGCGACUCAUCCAGCUCCAGCUAACCACAGAUACUACCGCUAAACGAGCAUCUC
Messenger RNA from Stereum hirsutum FP-91666 SS1, 1061 nucleotides. RefSeq lists its product as uncharacterized. The transcript has 6 exons. Bases 1 to 1050 code for a protein of 349 amino acids. NCBI's taxonomy places the organism in Eukaryota, Fungi, Basidiomycota, Agaricomycetes, Russulales, Stereaceae. The record is from RefSeq and is a predicted model, not a curated record.